AUGUCAGUGCCCAGAGCGAACAACGAUUUUGGCCAAGUCGUUCAUGGAGUGUACCGCUCGGGGUUCCCUGAUCUUGAGCACCAUCACCAGAACUUGCGUGGCAUUCGCACCAUCAUCAAGCUUACAGACAAAGGAUACGAGCAAGCUGAGGCAAGAUACUUCUUCGAUCACAGAGUUCGCAUUUUGCAGCCUCCUAUGCCUCGAGACCACCCCCGCCCAGACAAUCUUUGGCCCCAUCGAACCCUCGAAAAAGAGAGAGUUACCAACGAUGAGGUUGACAGGAUCCUCACCUCCAUCAUCGAUACAAAAAACCAUCCCAUCCUCAUACACGGGGAUAAUGGAAAGCAUGCCACAGGAGCUAUCGUUGGCUGCUUCAGACGUAUUCAAGGCUGGGACCCUGCCGACAUCAUCCAAGAGUACCGCAGGUAUGCAGGUGCAAAUGCUCGCCACAUAGACGAGAGCUUCUUCUGUAUCUACCAGCCUAGUCAGAGAAUCUUGGCACUGGCAAGCUGCACAAAUGUGACCGCCUGGGGGUCAUCUCGGGCCUCUUCCCCAAAUUGGGCCUCUUUUCUUCUUAGCGAGGCCAACGAGAGCCGCGAAACCCUCCUGAGCCACCAGAGCCACCAGGGCAAUCGGAGCCUCCAGGGAAGCGAGAGUCAUCGGGACGACCAGAGUGUCCAGGAUAGCCAGGGCCAUCGGCGCAAUCAGAGCCACCAGAGCGGCCGGACCUACCAGGGCAACCAGAGCCACCGUGAGAACCAAAGUCAUCAGGACAAUCAGAGCCACCAGGGCCAACAGAUCCCCCAGAAUGGUCCUGGUAGCCAGGGCCACCGGCGCAAACAGAGCCACCAAAGCAACCAGAUCUACCAGGGCAACCAGAGCCACCAGGGUCGUAGCGAGCGAUGUGGAUAA
This is a messenger RNA of Penicillium antarcticum, 912 nucleotides long. It is a transcript of the gene yphA, whose product is annotated as tyrosine phosphatase family protein. Lineage: Eukaryota; Fungi; Ascomycota; Eurotiomycetes; Eurotiales; Aspergillaceae. The coding region runs from base 1 to 912 and encodes 303 amino acids. Gene Ontology annotation, cellular component: cytoplasm. Gene Ontology annotation, molecular function: phosphatase activity. The transcript is spliced from 3 exons. The record is from RefSeq and is a predicted model, not a curated record.